AAAGACUUUUUCCAGCUGAAGGACCUGGAGAAGCUAUGUCCCAAAGAAAAGGGCAUCACAUCCAUGUCUGUCAAGGAGGUGGUCCAGAGCCUGGUGGAUGAUGGGAUCGUGGACAGUGACAAAAUCGGUACCUCCAUCUAUUUCUGGGCCUUCCCCAGUAAAGGAACACAAAAUAGAAAAAGAAAGAUUGAUGAUCUAGAAGUCAAGAUGACAGAACUGAUUAACAAGAAGCAGCAAUUGGCAGAGACACUGAAACAAGCCAAAGUUGGCAAGGAAGACUCAGAAGAAAGACAAGACGUGAUAGAGGAAUUGAACAAGCGUCGCACGGAGAGGGAACACAUUCAGAAAGAGUUGGAGAAGUAUAAGGAGUGUGAUCCUGAGGUGUUGAAGAAGAUUGGGGAUGAGGCAAACGAAGCCAAGGAAGCUAUAACAUAUUCUACCAAGGCUUGGAUUAAGAACAAAUUCUCCUUUGAGGAGAGCGUCAUUGAUAAACAGUUCGGCAUCCCUGCAGAUUUUGACUAUGUGGAAUAG
Molecule: messenger RNA, 531 nt
Organism: Candidula unifasciata
Lineage: Eukaryota; Metazoa; Mollusca; Gastropoda; Stylommatophora; Geomitridae
Source: the annotation of a GenBank genome assembly